AUGGUCGUGUACGUUGGGCUCUUGUGGGUCUCUGUGGUGAUGAUACCCACCUGCACAGCUCUCCCCACCCAGGCAGAGUCCACGAGGAACACCAUCAACUACAUCACCCGGACCACUCUGGUGCACAUCAGUAGAAUAGAUCCCAUGGGUAUGGCCAGCCCCCCGAUCCCCGUGGAACCCCCUACCAUCGGGGACCUCAACAGCAUCAGCCAGUACCUCUCCCUGCUGGAGGCCGAGCUCAAGGGGCUCCGCUUGGAGUCCCUGGCCCAGAUCGAGGCCGACGUGUCCAGCCUGAACGGCUUCGUGCGCCACCUGGCCGAGACCCUGCACUGCCUCCUCGAUGCGGACCAGCCCGUCUGGGUCGGGGAGGAGCGCUUCCCGGUGACCCGUUGGCACGAGUGCCUGAGGAAGGUCCAGGUGUACCUCGAGGAACUACUGCGCCACACGGACCAGCUGGGCGCCUGCUGA
This is a messenger RNA of Gadus chalcogrammus (walleye pollock), 468 nucleotides long. RefSeq names its product leptin-B-like. The transcript has 2 exons. The record is from RefSeq and is a predicted model, not a curated record. Lineage: Eukaryota; Metazoa; Chordata; Actinopteri; Gadiformes; Gadidae. Bases 1 to 468 code for a protein of 155 amino acids.